Messenger RNA from Truncatella angustata, 1272 nucleotides. RefSeq lists its product as uncharacterized. The record is from RefSeq and is a predicted model, not a curated record. Bases 1 to 1272 code for a protein of 423 amino acids. Gene Ontology annotation, molecular function: Rab geranylgeranyltransferase activity. The transcript is spliced from 3 exons. NCBI's taxonomy places the organism in Eukaryota, Fungi, Ascomycota, Sordariomycetes, Amphisphaeriales, Sporocadaceae. Gene Ontology annotation, biological process: protein geranylgeranylation. Gene Ontology annotation, cellular component: Rab-protein geranylgeranyltransferase complex; cytoplasm.
AUGUCAGGUGCUGGAGGCUCGCAUGGCAUAGCCCGAACCGUCCGGAAACGCACCGAGGAGCAACGCCAGCAGGAUCUGAACAAGAUUAGCAAAUAUCGCGACUUGGAGGAUCAGAUCCGCCAACAGGUUGCCCAACAAAAAUACAGCGACUCUACCCUCCUCCACCUCACCACCAAGCUUCUCCGUCUCAACCCCGAAUACUACACAAUAUGGAACGUCCGUCGACGCUGUCUAAUCUCUGGCUCAUUAUCCAGACCGUCGGAUGGGUCAUGGCUCUCGAAGGGGUCGCCGAGUACUUUAGCGAGCGGCACUACGAAACUGCCUUCCGCCGAAUCCUCACAAUCGCCCUCGGAUGCGAUCCCGCGAGACCCAAAGUCCCAAACACCUACGAGGGAUGGGCAGAGUUCCUCAACAGUUAACGGAAACGGAGCGGGCGACGACGCGCUGCAACAACGGCCAGAGACCAAGAACGACGCUGAUGUACUGCAGUCCGAAUUACAGUUUACCAUUCCGCUCCUACUCGAAUUCCCGAAAUGCUACUGGAUCUGGAACCAUCGCUCAUACAUACUUCAUCUGUGCAUAUCACACCUUCCGGUCGCGCAGGCUCGCCAGGUUUGGACUGCAGAACUCGGACUGGUCUCCAAGAUGCUUUCCAAGGAUCCUCGCAACUUUCAUGCUUGGAGCUACCGACGGAAGGUGGUUGCCAAACUUGAAAGCGAGGAGCUGCAGGGCACGAGCAUGGCGGAGGCCGAGUUUGCAUACACGAGACAGAAGAUUGGGGAAAACUUGAGUAAUUUCUCAGCCUGGCACAACCGGAGCCAACUGAUUUUGAAGGUACUUGCCGAAAGAGGCGCCGAUGACGAGGCGCGUAAAAGGCUCCUGGAGGAAGAGCUCGAUCUCGCAAGAGACGGGCUCAACCUCGGCCCGGAAGACCAGAGUCUGUGGUAUUAUCAUCAGUUCCUCAUGUCCCACAUCCUAGAACACAUCGACAGGCCUACAAUAGCGCCUAAUCUGACCAUGCAGGAACGGGUAGAAUACGUGGAGAAGGAGAUUGAGGAGAUCAGAGACCUUGUGGCGGAUUAUCUAGAUGUGAAGUGGAUUUAUCAGGCACUGCUGGAGUACAGCGUAGCGCUCGAGGCCUUGAAGCACGGCCAAGGCACAACGGCGGGAGAUUCAAAGUCGUCCGGCGAGACCAGAGAUUGGCUUGCGAAACUGAAACAACUCGAUCCGCUUCGCAAUGGAAGAUGGACUGAUGUCGAGAAUACCUUAUAG